Messenger RNA from Eimeria maxima, 4815 nucleotides. RefSeq lists its product as hypothetical. The record is from RefSeq and is a predicted model, not a curated record. Lineage: Eukaryota; Apicomplexa; Conoidasida; Eucoccidiorida; Eimeriidae. The coding region runs from base 1 to 4815 and encodes 1604 amino acids. The transcript is spliced from 3 exons.
AUGCCAGCAGCAGCAGCAGCAGCAGCAGAAGGCUCCCAGCCGGAGGGAGAGGCAGAACAACCAGAAGGCAGCUCUAUUGCUGCUGCUGCUGCUGCUGCUGCUGCUGCUGCUCCUGUUGCUGCUGCUGCACCUGCUGCAGCAGCAGCGACAGCAGCGGCUGCUGAUGAAGCAAGUAAAGCAUUGCUGCAGGCAGCAAGAGGAGGAUUUGCUGCAGCAGCACUGCAGCAAGCAGCAGCGCAACUAGGCAUGCUAAGCAGCAGCAACAGCAACAGCAGCAGCCAGGUGCCUCCUGAGGUGUAUGUACAGCUGAAGAGGUUUGCUGCAGCAAAACAAUCCAUUUGCUGCUGCAUUUGCUGCAGCACAGUCCUCCCUCAAGAGCCCACUGUACUGCAGGACUCUGCUGCUGCUGCUGCUGCUGCUGCACCUGCAGCGGCUGCUGCUGCACCUGCUGCUGCUACAGCAGCAGCUUGCAGCUUCUUCGGGACUGCCCUUCGGCGGCAUCUUCUUGCAGCCUUUGCGCUGCCGCCAGUUGCUGCUGCUCGUGCUGCUGCUGCUGCUGCUGCUGCCGCCCCUGCAGCAGCAGCGAGUCCCUGCCGCGUUACCUUGCAGGCUGAUCGCUGCUGCAGCAGCAGCAGCUUCUGCAGCAGCAGCAGCUCUCUCCGAUUGGUGGUGGAUGUGUCUUUGCUGCAGCAGCGGCUGAGCCCCGAGCUGCUGCUGCUGCUGCAGCAGAUCCUUGACUUCCCGCUGCUGCUGCUGCUGCUCUCUGGUGUCUUUGCAGUUGUGGGUUUCUGUCUACAGCUGCUGCUGCUGCUGCACGCAGCCAAGCCCCCAGCAGCAGCAACAGCAGCAGCAGCAACAGCAGCAGCGGCAGCAGCGGCAGCAGCGAGGUUUCCAUCAGCAGCAGGCUUCCAAUGUCCUGCUGCAGCAGAACUUCUGCUGCAGCCUCACAGCAGCAGCUGCACCCUUGCCUGCAGCAGCCCUACGUGCAGCAACAGCUGCAGCAGCAACAGCAGCAGCAACAGCAGCAGCAGCAGCGGGCAUCCUGCUGUUGCGUUGUUCUCUGCAAGGUCUGUUGCUGUGCUGCUGCCGCCAAUAGACAGUAACUUUCUUGCUGCUGCAGCAGCUUUUAUUUGCUGCAGCACAGCCUCUGCUGCUGCUGCUGCUGUCACUGCAGCAGCAACGGCAGAAGGGAUGCAGGCAACAACACUAGGAGCAACAGGUGCUGCAGCAGCACAAGCAGCAGCAGCAGCAGCAGAACAAGCCGUGCUGCUGCUGCGCGUCUCGUUGAAUUGUUGGCUAGGAGGGCCUCCUCUCGUUGCUGCAGCAGCAGCAGCAGCUGCUGCUGCUCCUCCUGCUCCUGCGACCUCUCCUGGUGCCCUGCUUGCUGCAGCAGAUGCAUUUGUUGCUGCAGCAGUACCAACAGGUAACUCUGCUGCUGCUGCUGCUGCUGCUGCUGCGGCGGAUUCGCGCCAUCUAGCGAAGGCAUGCAGCCAAUGGCAGCAAAUGAUAGGAGCAGCAGCAGCAGCAUCGGUAAAGGGGCAGCAGCAGCAGCAACAGCAGCUUCAGCAGCUGCUGCAGCUGCUACAGCACCCGUUGCAGCAGCAGAGCCCGUUGGCAGUGCUGUUAGCAGCAGCAGCAGCAGCAGCAGCACCUGCUGCUGCUGCACCUCCGCAGUACGCCACGCAGCUCCUGCGGCAGCUGCAGCAGGAAGCAGCAACAGGCUUUGCUGCAGCAGGAAGGCUAAGUAUAAGCGCCCUUCUUUCUGUUCCUGCUGCUGCACCUGCUGCUGCCCUCCCAUCCAGCAGCAUGCUGCAGCAGCAGCAGCAGCAGCAGGUGCUGCCGCUGCUGCUGCUAAGGCCACGAGAGUGUAGGGGAUUAUGGCUGUUGGCAGAGGCAGCAGCAAAGGCGGAACAUAUAUCCUUUGCUGCUGCUGCUGCUGCUCCUGGACAGCAGCAGCAGCUAGCAGCGGGGAAUUGUCUCGCUGCAGCAGGAGGUAUGUACAGCAGCAGCAGCAGCCUCCAGCGACAACUCUGCCGUUUGCUGCUGCUGCAAUGCGCAGAGGCAGCAAAGACUGUGUGCUGCAUCUGCUGCAGCACCUAUCCUAGCAGGCAGCAGCAGCAGCAGCAAAUGCCGCUACUGCAUGCAUGCACACAAGCCCGUUUUGCUGCGCACCUGCUGCAGCGUCUUCUCUCCUCACGUGCUGCUGACACAGCCUUCGUCUUCUGCUGCUCGUCAGAGCAGCAGCAGCAGCAACAGCAACAGCAACUGCAGCAGCAGCAACAGCAGCAGCAGCAGCCACGCGGAUACAUUUAUGACAUUGCUGCUAGUGUGCUUCAUCUGGCCCUGGCAACACAGCAGCAGCAGCAGCAGCAACAUUGGCAGCAGCAGCAGCAGCAGCAGAUGGCCUCUGGUGGGCCGCCCCCGUUGCUGCAGGAUGCAGCAGCAGCAGCAGAAGUUGUUCGAACUACCAGCAGCUUAGUUGCUUUAUUGGCAGCAGCAGCAGCAGCUGCUGCUGCUGCUGCUGCUGCUGCUGCUGCACCUCAUGAAGGACUUUUAAAACUCCGCAAGGCCCUUCUCACUGCUGCUGCUGCUGCUGCUGCUGCUGCUGCUCCUUCUCCUUCUCCAUCAGGUGCUCCUGCUGCUGCUGCUACCAGCAGCAGCAGCAGCAGAGGGGCAGCAAUUGCGCUAUACUUAAAUAUAAACAUAGCAGCAGCAGAGGUCUUCGUGCCUGCAGCAGCAGCAGCACCGCCGCUGCAGCAGAACCUCGAGCAGCACAACUCUCAGCAGCACCAGCUGCAGAAGCAGCAGCAGCAGCAGCAGCAGCAACUGCUGCUGCAGCAAAACGCCUUGAGGGCUAUAGAAGAGGCCUCCCUCGAUUUCCCUCUCUGCAUCCCUAUUCGAAGCAGCUCUGUUGCUGCUGCUGCAGUGCAGCAGCAGCAACAGCAGCAGCAGCAGCAACAGCAGCAGCCAAUGCAUGCAUUCUGGCACGGACAGUUCACGGAGAUGCAGCUGGAGCCUGUGGCGAUGUGGUUUGCUGCUGCUGUUGCAGAAGGAGAGAGGCAGGUGCUGCAGCGGCUGCUGCUGUGGUGCUGCAGCAGCCAUGCUGCACUUGCGUCUGUUGCUGCUCGUUGCUGCUCCCUGCUGUCUUCAGUUGCUGCUGGUGUCUUGCCACUGCAGCAGCAGCAGCAGCAACAGCAGCAGCAGCAGCAGCAGCAGCGUUUGCGAGCAGGAGCAGCACAUGCCUGUGCGAUGCUUUUUGCUGCUGCUGUUCACAGCAGGCCGCAGCCCUGCUUAACAGCAGCAGCAACAGCAGCAGCAGCAGCAGCAGCAAAGACAAGAAGUAGCGAUGAUGAUUUGCUGCAGCUAUGCAUAGGAUCUACACUACAGCUCUCCCCUACGCAGCAGCAGCAGCAGCUAUUCCGCUGUUUUGCUGCAGCAGCACAUGAGGCAGUUAUCCUAGCUCUUGCACAGCAGCAGCAGCAGCAGCAUCAGCAGCAGCAGCAGCAGCACAGAGGUGCCUGGCGCUUUGCACAAGAGCUGCUGCUGCUGCCCUUUGAGUACAGCGCAGCACUCCUAAGUCGCCUUUCUCUUGAGGACAGCAGCAGCAGCAGCAACAGCAGCAGCAGCAGCAGCAACAGCAGCAGCAGCAGCAGCAACAGCAGCAGCAGCAGGGGAGAGGCAGUAUCAGUGCCGAUGUGGCUAAGCAUGAUAUCUCCAAUGUCUGCUGCUGUGCUGCAGUUCCCCGUAUGCAUGCAAGGCAGCAGCACACCAGCAGCAGCAGCAGCAACAGCAACAGCAGCAGCAGCAGCAGCAGCAGCAGCAGCAGAUACACUAGAAGGUCGUUGCCGUUUAGUAUUAGAGGGUAUGUUGGAUAUAACACAAAGAGCAGCAACAGCAAAUAAUAAUAUAACUAGGCCUAUUAAUCAUUUGCUGCUGCAGCGUAAUGCUGCUGCUGCUGCUGCUGCAGCAGCAGCAGCAGCAGAUAUGCUGCAGCAGCACGCUGCUGCUGCUGGUGCUGCUGCUGCAGGUGUGGGGCUGCGGCAGGUGGAUUUAGAGAGAGCAGCAGUAGAGACUGUUUGCGAGAUAGUUGAGGUGUAUGCGCAGCUAGGAGCAGCAGCAGCAACAACAACAGCAACAGCAGCAGCAACAGCAGCAGCAGCAGUGCUGCUGCCUUUUGCUGAUGAAUUAUGCCAAUUUAUUGAGCAUUAUAUCUGCAGCAAACAUAUGUCUGCUGCUGCUGCUCGUCUAUUUGCUGCUGCUGUUGCUCUCUCUUGCUGCUGCUGCACCCCACCCCAGCAGCAGCAGCAGAACCUGCAGCAGCUGCAGCAGCAGCAAGAAGCAGCAGCUGCUGCAGCAAAGAUGCAGCAGGUAGUACAAUCAGCACUGCAGCAAAUGCUGCUGCUGCACCCCACAACUACUGCAGCAGCAAUCACCAGAGUGUUACAUAAGGGACAGCAACAGCAAUUUGCUGCUGCUGUUGCUGCUGUGGUGCAGCAACCGCAGCACAGCAGCAAGCUGCUGCUGCUGCUGCACUCUCUAGCCAAGAUUGCAGACAUCCAGCAGAUGCAGCAUCUGCAGCAGCAGCAGCAGCAGCAGCAGCAGCUGAGCUCAGCGCAGCAGCAGCAGAUCGUCAAUCUGCUGCUGCUCUCGCAUAUUAGCAGCAGCAAAGACAACCGCAGCUGCUGCUCCUCCCUCCUACCUAAAACGCCAGCAGCAACUGCAGCAGCAGCAGCAGCAGCAGCGGCAAUUGCAGCAGAGGACUGCUGCAGCAGCGCAACAGCUGCUGAGGUGUAUUGUCUCGCGCUGCUGCAGUAG